GGAUGCCAGCAGCCUGCCCGAAAGCGGUGCUCGUCUCUUACAGACCAGCCACUUCCUGCCGGAGGCUCCUGACGUCAUCCGGGGAGAUGAUGUCCAGGCCUCCCGACUGCCUGCUGCGGCUGCUCCGGGGCGCCCGGAGGCGGCGGGUCUGCACCCUCUUCGUCAUCGGCUUCAAGUUCACGUUUUUGGUCUCCGUCAUGGUCUACUGGCACACUGUGGGAGAGCCCGGGGGCCAAGGACAGCUCUCUAACCUGCCUGCCGACAUACCCUGCCCGCGCUUGUCCCCCCACACACCGGCCCCCGGCACCCCACCUCCCGGCAGCAUCUUCUUCCUGGAGACUUCUGACCGGACGGACCCCAGCUUCCUGUUCACGUGCUCGGUGGAGUCAGCAGCCAGGGCGCAGCCUGAGUCCCGGGUGGCGGUCCUGAUGAAGGGGCUGCCCGGCGGGAACGCCUCCCGGCCCCGGCGCCUGGGCCUCUCGCUUCUGGGCUGCUUCCGCAACGUGCAGCUGCUCCCGCUGGACCUGGAGGAGCUGUUCCGGGACACGCCCCUGGCAGCCUGGUACGCGGCGCUGCAGCAGCGGUGGGAGCCCUACGUGCUGCCUGUGCUCUCCGACGCCUCCAGGAUCGCGCUCAUGUGGAAGUUUGGAGGCAUCUACCUGGACACGGACUUCAUCGUCCUCAGGAACCUGGGGAACCUGACCAACGCGCUGGGCACCCAGUCCCGCUACGUCCUCAACGGCGCCUUCCUGGCCUUCGAGCGCCACCACGAGUUCAUGGCGCUGUGCAUGCGUGACUUCGUGGCCCACUACAACGGCUGGAUCUGGGGCCACCAGGGCCCGCAGCUGCUCACGCGGGUCUUCAAGAGGUGGUGCUCCAUCCGCAGCCUGGGCGAGAGCCACGCCUGCCGCGGCGUCACCGCCCUGCCCUACGAGGCGUUCUACCCCAUCCCCUGGCAGAACUGGAAGAAGUACUUCGAAGACAUCAGCCCCGAGGAGCUGUCCCGGCUGCUCAACGCCACCUACGCCGUCCACGUGUGGAACAAGAAGAGCCAGGGCACGCGCUUCAAGGCCACGUCCAGGGCACUGCUGGCCCAGCUCCACGCCCGCUACUGCCCCACGACGCACAAGGCCAUGAAGCUCUACUUGUGAGGGGCCUGCCUGGCUCCCUCCCUGCACCCGGCGUCCCGAAGGAAAGGGCUCGGCCACCCUUCCUGGGGAGACGGGAGCUGCUGCAGCGCGGGAUCUGGGGCGGGCGGCGGGGAGG
This is a messenger RNA of Kogia breviceps (pygmy sperm whale), 1266 nucleotides long. It is a transcript of the gene A4GALT, whose product is annotated as alpha 1,4-galactosyltransferase (P1PK blood group). Lineage: Eukaryota; Metazoa; Chordata; Mammalia; Artiodactyla; Physeteridae. Gene Ontology annotation, biological process: glycosphingolipid biosynthetic process. The record is from RefSeq and is a predicted model, not a curated record. Gene Ontology annotation, molecular function: galactosyltransferase activity.